Messenger RNA from Glycine soja, 1412 nucleotides. RefSeq names its product aspartic proteinase CDR1-like. Gene Ontology annotation, biological process: proteolysis. NCBI's taxonomy places the organism in Eukaryota, Viridiplantae, Streptophyta, Magnoliopsida, Fabales, Fabaceae. Gene Ontology annotation, molecular function: aspartic-type endopeptidase activity. Gene Ontology annotation, cellular component: extracellular region. The record is from RefSeq and is a predicted model, not a curated record. The transcript has a single exon. Bases 39 to 1340 code for a protein of 433 amino acids.
UUUGAGAGAUUGUUUAUUCACUUCUUUGCAUCUUAGUCAUGAAAACAUCAUCACCUUCAACUCUUGCCCUAGUUUUAUUCUAUCUUUGCAACAUCUUUUACUUAGAGGCUUUCAAUGGUGGCUUUAGUGUGGAGAUGAUCCACCGUGACUCAUCAAGAUCACCAUUCUUUAGUCCCACAGAAACUCAAUUCCAACGAGUUGCUAAUGCCGUGCAUCGUUCCAUUAACCGUGCCAAUCAUUUGAACCAAUCUUUUGUCUCUCCAAACUCACCUGAGACCACUGUUAUAUCAGCUCUAGGUGAAUACCUCAUUAGUUAUUCAGUAGGAACCCCAUCACUCCAGGUCUUUGGAAUUCUUGAUACGGGUAGUGACAUCAUUUGGCUGCAAUGCCAACCAUGUAAAAAAUGCUACGAACAAACCACUCCUAUAUUUGAUUCUUCAAAAUCCCAAACAUACAAAACCCUACCUUGCCCUUCUAAUACAUGUCAAUCUGUUCAAGGUACCUUUUGCUCCUCUAGGAAACAUUGUUUAUAUAGCAUUCAUUAUGUGGAUGGGUCACAGUCACUAGGAGAUCUUAGUGUGGAGACCCUCACUUUAGGCUCCACCAAUGGCUCUCCUGUCCAAUUUCCUGGAACUGUGAUAGGAUGCGGGCGUUACAAUGCUAUUGGCAUUGAAGAGAAAAAUUCCGGCAUCGUUGGCCUAGGGCGCGGACCCAUGUCCCUUAUAACUCAAUUGAGUCCUUCAACAGGUGGGAAGUUUUCAUAUUGUUUGGUACCAGGGCUGUCUACUGCAUCCAGCAAACUCAAUUUUGGAAAUGCUGCCGUGGUUUCCGGGCGUGGGACCGUCUCAACCCCAUUAUUCUCAAAAAAUGGACUAGUAUUCUACUUCCUAACCCUAGAAGCAUUCAGUGUAGGACGCAAUAGAAUAGAGUUUGGAAGCCCUGGAUCUGGUGGAAAGGGAAAUAUCAUAAUUGACUCAGGUACAACGCUCACUGCUUUGCCAAAUGGUGUUUACUCAAAGUUGGAAGCAGCAGUAGCAAAGACAGUGAUAUUGCAGCGUGUUAGGGAUCCAAAUCAAGUGUUGGGUCUUUGCUACAAAGUUACACCUGAUAAACUAGAUGCAAGUGUACCAGUGAUCACAGCACAUUUUAGUGGUGCAGAUGUCACUUUAAAUGCUAUCAACACCUUUGUUCAAGUGGCCGAUGAUGUAGUGUGCUUUGCUUUCCAGCCAACUGAAACUGGUGCCGUCUUUGGGAACUUGGCUCAGCAAAACCUCUUGGUUGGUUAUGAUCUCCAAAUGAACACCGUGUCCUUUAAGCACACAGAUUGCACUAAGCAAUGAUUGAUUGUUGUUUAACUUAGUCUAAGUUAGUUGAUUAAAUAAAUUUUCACCAUUUUUUUUUGUGUUCCAAAA